Zea mays is the source of this 1583-nucleotide messenger RNA. RefSeq names its product F-box domain containing protein. The transcript has a single exon. NCBI's taxonomy places the organism in Eukaryota, Viridiplantae, Streptophyta, Magnoliopsida, Poales, Poaceae. The coding region runs from base 232 to 1458 and encodes 408 amino acids. The record is from RefSeq and is marked validated. Gene Ontology annotation, molecular function: protein binding.
AAACAAGCACCACUAGCCAUUUCAACAUUUCUUCAAAUUGUAUCAACUCUGAACACGGCGCCGUUUUGCCCCCGUGCGCCCCCUUCGUCCUAUAAAAGCAAGGUGUUGCCUGGUUUGCAUGUGCAACGAACCUACCCCAAUUCCCGAAUCCCCAAUUAUUCUGCUCCGCGAACUGACUCCGCGAGCGACGUCCUGCCGGCAUCAGCCAACAGACGGGACGCGCCGACGAUCAUGGCCGAGGCAGCGAGAGUGCAGCCGCGGCAGCAGGGCGGUUCGCUCGAUGGAUUUGAAGACAUCAUGUACGGCAUCCUCCUUCGCCUGCCCCCGAAGUCCGUCGUCCGCUGCCGCGCCGUGUGCCGGUCUUGGCUCCGCCUCGCCUCCGACUACAUCUUCCUUCUCGACCACCGCCGCCGCCAGCCCUCCCUGCCCCUCGUCUCCUUCAUCCUCGACGACGUCGGUGACCCAGAGGUCGGCCAGUACCGGCUCGAUGUAUUGGACCUCCACGCCAACGACAACGUACUGCAGACUGUCCUCGGAUUCUCCAGCCACGUCGAUUGGUGGAUGCCCCAUGAUCGUGAGAGACGGCUCGCUCUCCAUGGCUCCUGCGACGGGGUCCUCCUCCUAUCAACCGACAACAGCCUAUACCUCUGCAAUCCAACCACGCGCCACUGGGGUGGCCUCCCACCCCUUCACCGCAACAACACCAUCGCAGGAUUUUACUGGCACAGGAUCUCGGACGACUACCGGGUGCUCUACUUCAGGCGCCAUGAAGAUGGAAAGUACUGCUACUACGUCAUGGAGGCCGACACCAGGAAGCAGAGGCUGGUCAGUCGUCAGGAAUCCCUAAUACAUUCCUCAUGGCCAGCCGGGUGCGCACGGCGCUCACCGCCGGUCCUCCUUCAUGGCAACCUUCAUUGGGCCCCUGUCUCAUCAAGACCCGAGUCCAUAGCCGUCUUCAACACGGUCGCCGAAGAGUUCUGGUUGAUGCCUUCUCCUGCCGUCUACGUGAACAGCCUGCUUAUCUCAAAUGUGAAGCUGCUUAUCAUGGAGGGCGUUCUUGCCUUGUCAUGUAGCUGCGGCGAGACUGUUGGGGAUCACGGGCCCUCGAGGGUUGAUCUGUGGUUUCUGGAGGACUACAAGGACCACGUUUGGGCCUGCAAAUACCGCAUUGAAUUGCCAGUGGAAGAUAUCUGCCGUUUCAUUAGAUUCCUCGAUGUCCGGAAUGCUAUUGUUGUGUCCCAUGAGGGAGAUGUGCUGGUUGAUCUCUGGAAUCGCCUGUUGGUUUAUGACAGGGAGGGCAAUUCAGUAGCAAAUUUGCCGCUUAAUUGCAGCUUGCUGGAGAUUGGUCCACAUAUGCUUAAGCGGAGCCUUGUUCCUCAUGCAUCGCUUGGGAUGAACAACCAUAGUCCCAACAAACCAGCUUUUCUCCCAUUAGAGUUUUUGGCUGUAGGGUCAUGAUAUUGGAUCGUUUCUCUUGAUUUGGAAAAAAGAGAGAGGGACAUUUUUUUUCCAUCUGACACUAGUAUCUUCUUCUUGCGCAAAGCUGAUCCGAACCCUGCGUUUCAGAGUUCAGAGUUUCAGAC